Leptinotarsa decemlineata (Colorado potato beetle) is the source of this 384-nucleotide messenger RNA. RefSeq lists its product as uncharacterized. NCBI's taxonomy places the organism in Eukaryota, Metazoa, Arthropoda, Insecta, Coleoptera, Chrysomelidae. The record is from RefSeq and is a predicted model, not a curated record.
GCCUCCUGCCAUAGCCAUGCUUAUUAAUAGUUGAUAUUUUUUUAAAGCACAGUGAUUAGUUAGUACCUGUUCUUUAUCCACACAGUUCGGAUUGCAGUAAAGUGUGAGCCGUAUGACAGGUGUUUCUAUUACGAAGUGUCAAUACCUUUAACAGCAGAAUUAAAAAAUUGAUUAGGAAUGUUUUGAGGAUUCAUGGUGUGAAUAUGUAUUUUGUGAUUUCCAACAGUUUUUUAAAUAAAUUCGGAACGGAGCAGAAAGAAUCCUUAGGGACGAAACCGUCAAGGCCCCAUGGGGCAAUGUAUGUCUCGUAAGGCUGCAGGGGCCUUCGCAGCUUCGGCAGCAGUAUCUCAUAACCGACCAGACAAAAUGCAAAAACGAAGGCAG